UUUCCACACUGAAAAACAUACAAAGUUCAAACUCAGGAGUUCAGAGUGAAACCGGCGAUAAAAUCAGAACAUCGUGUUUCUUUGCUUCUUCAUUGUUGGAUCUGGACGACAUUCAGUCAGAUUAGGAAGCAGCUAAGCAGCCACAGAUCUUCAAGGUGAGCACAUCGACUGGAAACCAGCAGAGAAACCAUUCGGACCAGAAGAUGAAGAUGACGAAGACCCUGGUGCUGCUGCUGCUGCUGCUGGUGGCUGCGGCCAACGCUAAAGUCUUUGAGCGCUGUGCCUGGGCGCGCACCUUGAAAGCCAAUGACAUGGAUGGUUACCAUGGCGUCAGCCUGGCCGACUGGGUUUGCUUGACCCAACACGAGUCAAACUUCAACACCAACGUCAAAUACCGCAACACAGACGGCUCCACCGACUACGGCAUCUUCCAGAUCAACAGCCGCUGGUGGUGCAGAGAUGGCGGAGUCUCAACAUCCAAUGGAUGCGGCAUCAACUGCAGCCAACUCCUGACAGACGAUGUGAGGAAAGCGAUCACCUGCGCCAAACGCGUCGUCAGGGAUCCCAAUGGCGUCGGAGCAUGGGUGGCCUGGCGUCGUCAUUGUCAGAACCGAGACCUGAGCAGCUACCUGAGGGGCUGCAGACUCUGACCUGGACCUGAAGACCAGAUGAACCUUCAUCCAGAAACAUCGUUGUCUGCAGCUUUUAGAGAUCCGGUUAAAUAAAACUAAGUACACCCCUGA
This is a messenger RNA of Xiphophorus couchianus (Monterrey platyfish), 743 nucleotides long. RefSeq names its product lysozyme C-like. The record is from RefSeq and is a predicted model, not a curated record. Bases 204 to 650 code for a protein of 148 amino acids. Gene Ontology annotation, molecular function: lysozyme activity. The transcript is spliced from 4 exons. NCBI's taxonomy places the organism in Eukaryota, Metazoa, Chordata, Actinopteri, Cyprinodontiformes, Poeciliidae.